AUGUCGAUCGCUAACUCCCUUAUCAAGCCCCCCACCAUCAAUGGGUCCGGCGCUGUCGUUUCGCGGGUCUCUGCCUUUGAGGAUUUCCUGCCUAAUGAUUUCAUUCAGAUGUACAUAGGCUCAUCUUCAAGUCAGGUUCCUCGCCGACUUUUGGCUGCCGAUGGCAUUUCAUCCGUCAAUCUUAAGCUGAAGGGUCUUAACCGCGGCUUUUAUGCCAAGCAUCAGCGCAUAGUGGCAGGACCUUGUGCCUCGGAAGAGUCUGUGCACGAUGGUCUGGCCUCCUCGCAACCCCAGACGAUGCAAUUUGUGCUCGGAAUGUCAGAUCUUCUCUUCGUCUCGGUCGCAACGUUCUCUGGAAAGGAGUACCUGUUCUCUGUGGAGCGGGCUGCUAACCAUCGGGUUCGUGACAUCAAGAAGCGGAUAUGCGAGCGUGAGCUUCCUUCGAGUUCUGACGACGUAGAGCUUGUCCUUGCCGGCACGCCUCUGGAAGACCACUGUCUCAUCAACGACUUGGACAAACACCGGGAUUUCGGAGCCGUGGGGUCCUGCCAUUUGCAUCUUCUCGUGCGGAAGAAUGCUCGUGUGCAUGCGAAGUCCGGUCCGGGCCGGACAAUGGAGCUUUCUGUUAACGCUACGGAGAUUGCCUCGUUGCCGUCGAUACAGGAGGUUGGCGACGAAGAAUGCCCUGCAGCUGUUCCUCUGGCCCUUCCUUGCUCAAGAACCACAUCGAGUGAAACAAUCCAGCCGACAAUGCUUGGAAAUCAUCCUUCUCUGAAAGGGGAAGGCUUCCGGGCGAUGAUGAGGGAUGUGGGUACCGGCCUUCUUGAAGGCCACGUUCCGCACCUGACUUCUGACGGCUCGGGUGGUACUUACCUCAUGUCUGACGCGUCGGGGGCGUCGACAGUAGCUGUAUUUAAACCCAUGGAUGAGGAGCCUCUCGCUGUAAAUUGCCCCCGCGGGAUGGCUCCGAGUCUUGAUGGGGAAGGGUUGAAGCGUGGCACACGAGUGGGAGAAGGUGCUUUCCGCGAAGUCGCAGCUUACCUACUGGAUCAUCCACUGAACGAAGGAGACAGUGAGGGCUACGCAAGCGUUCCUCCGACCACGCUUGUCGGCUGCUCCGCCAGCUUUUUCCCUCGCUCUGGCUCUCCCAAGACUCCGCUGGAUGACCUGGAAGGGAAGAAGGUCGGUUCGCUUCAGAAGUUCGUCCAAUCGUUCAGCAACUGCGAGGACAUGGGACCCUCGCGCUUCCCUGCAUCGGAGGUUCACAAGAUCGCGGUUUUGGACAUGAGGCUUGCCAACACGGACCGGAAUGGUGCCAACAUUCUUGUACAGAGGGUCGACGGUCCGAAUGGGGUCAAGCUUAUUCCGAUUGAUCAUGGUUACUGCAUUCCUGAUAAGUUUGAGGAUUGCACGUUUGAGUGGCUGUAUUGGCCCCAAUCCAGGGUUCCCUUUGCUGAGGAGUCCCUGGAGUACAUAGCUAAGCUCGAUGCCAACAAGGAUAUUCAGAUUCUGAAGGAGAGCGGCUGGUCACUCAACCCAGCAUGCGUCAAGGUUCUUCAAGCUGCUACCAUGCUUCUCAAGAAGGGUGCAUUUGCAGGCAAGACUCCUUUUGAGAUUGGGUCCAUGAUGGUUAGGGAUGACCUGGAUGUCCCUUCUCUGAUUGAAUCUCUGGUGGAGGAAGCUGAGUUACAGGCUCAGAGGGUUGGAAACCAGUCCUUUGAGGUGUGCUUUGAGGCAGCACUAGAUCAGCUCCUGCUUUAA
Messenger RNA from Closterium sp. Yama58-4, 1761 nucleotides. The record is from the annotation of a GenBank genome assembly. Lineage: Eukaryota; Viridiplantae; Streptophyta; Zygnematophyceae; Desmidiales; Closteriaceae.